Molecule: messenger RNA, 2019 nt
Organism: Lotus japonicus
Lineage: Eukaryota; Viridiplantae; Streptophyta; Magnoliopsida; Fabales; Fabaceae
Product: adenylate-forming reductase 06235
Exons: 1
Coding region: 248-1906 (552 amino acids)
Source: RefSeq, a predicted model, not a curated record
UGAACAGAGCUAGUUGCUAAAUGACACAUUUCUACUUGAGCAACGCGUAGCACAAACAGUUACGUGUAAAUACCAGAGUCUCAAGAAUUUAAUGACGAUAAAAGACCCAGGGGUGUUAAUGCAGCAAGAAGAUAUGCACGCAUAAAUUCAUGCCACCACGCAGAGAACCUUAUUUUCUGGUCAUAAGAAAAGCAUUUCUGUUAUUACAUUGAAGCAGAAAGAUCACCAACACUUUCAGUUGAUCACCAUGGGAGAAGCAUCAUCAGAGAUGAAGAUAGCCAGGUUCUCAAGCUGUCGUGGUGUUGCAUUUGAGAUCAAUCCAAACAAAGCCAGCCCCUUCGCAAUAGAAUCACCACCAAAAAAACAGGACAGAACAGGAACAUGGCUCUGGCUUCCUUGGACUUCUCGAAACAACUCCUUCAAGGUUCUUCCUCAUUCACACAACACUAUUAGUCCAACUCGGAGCAGGGCUAGUAGCAGCCACUUCUGUGACAUUGAUAUUGAUGAUGCUGAUGAUCUUGAACUUGAGCUUGAGUUCCUUGCUGAAGUUCAGGACAUAGAGAAAAGAACAGAGAAAGCAAAUGGAGUUGUUAAAGCUGAUCCAUCAAGGAGAAGUUCAAAAUCAAGGCUCUCCAUAAUCCUGUUUGACCAGGGAUUCACAGUGUACAAAUGGCUUUUCCUGGUUUCAUUGACAUUGAAUUUGGUGGCACUGUCUCUUUCAGCUGCAGGGUACUUCCCAUAUGCAGAGAAAAAGGCUGCACUUUUCUCAAUUGGCAACAUUCUAGCUCUCACACUCUGUAGAAGUGAAGCAGUUUUGAGGAUUGUUUUCUGGUUCACUGUGAAGACAAUUGGGAGGUCCUUUGUACCUCUUAGAAUGAAAACUGCUACCACUUCAUUCCUUCAAAGCAUUGGAGGAAUCCACAGUGGUUGUGGUGUUUCCUCUAUAGCAUGGCUUGUUUAUUCCCUUGUUCUGACUCUGAAGAACAGAGACAAAACUUCCCCUGAGAUUGUUGGUGUUGCAUUCACCAUCCUCAGCCUUAUCUCACUAUCGUCCCUUGCAGCUUUCCCUCUUUUCCGCCAUCUCCACCACAAUGUCUUCGAGCGAAUCCACCGAUUCUCAGGGUGGAUGGCCCUGAUUCUCCUCUGGCUGUUCAUUCUUCUGACCAUUAGUUAUGAUCCUAGUUCAAAGACUUAUGAUUUGACCAUUUCUAAGGUAAUCAAGAAGCAAGAGUGCUGGCUCACUUUGGCAAUCACAAUUCUCAUUGUGAUUCCUUGGAUCAGUGUUAGAAAGGUACCAGUUAGUGUUUCAGCACCAUCAGGGCAUGCUUCUUUAAUCAAAUUUGAAGGUGGUGUUCAAGCAGGGUUACUAGGUAGAAUUAGUCCUUCACCUUUAUCAGAAUGGCAUGCUUUUGGAAUCAUAUCUGAUGGGAAGAAAGAUCACAUGAUGCUAGCUGGUGCAGUUGGUGAUUUCACCAAAUCCUUGGUUUCUAACCCACCUAAGCAUCUUUGGGUUCGUGCAAUUCACUUUGCAGGCUUGCCUUAUUUGGUGAACUUGUAUCAGAGAGUGUUGUUGGUGGCCACAGGUUCAGGGAUUUGUGUGUUCUUGUCAUUUCUUCUGCAGAAAAGCCAUGCUGAUGUAUGCUUGAUAUGGGUGGCUAAGGAUAUUGAAUUGAACUUUGGGAAGGAGAUGAGAGAAUUGGUGGACAGAUAUCCGAAGGAGAAGGUGGUGGUUCAUGACACGGCGGUUUCUGGUCGCCCCAAUGUGGCGGAUAUGAGCGUGAAUGCUGCAAUUAAGUGGAAUGUUGAAGUGGUUAUUGUUACUAGCAACCCUGAGGGUAGUAGAGAUGUGGUUAGAGCUUGCAAUAGGGCUAAGAUUCCUGCCUUUGGUCCCAUUUGGGAUUCCUGAAAGGCUCAAUCUUCAAACACACGUGAAAUUCUGAGGAAUGUAUCUCAUAAUAAUUGUUCUGUUUGUGCAUCUAAGGGUGCACAAACUAGUGAUAAAAUUUUAACUUAGUAGUA